GUCACGUGAGUCCGGCGGCGGAUGCGCUUCCGGGUGAGCCGGGGCGCGCAGCGGAGCGGGCCGUUUCCGCGGCGGCGCGGGCGAGGCCGCGGCCCGUCCCCCCGCCCCGUCCAUCUCCCACCAGGAAAAAGGAUGAGAACACUGAUGUUUGACUUCUGGUACAAGCAGUAAUACUCUUCAGAUGAGAACUUAAAACCAACGCAGCCAAGAGCUUCAACUGACUUGGACUUGUAUGUCAGCAGAAUGGUUUAUUAUGUUCCAUUACUGGGGAUUCCUUGUUGCUGGUGAUGGGUGAGCCUGAAAAAACACAGCGUGACUUGCACAUCACAGGCUCCUCUUCAGCUCACUGGCCUAAAGACAAGAGGUUCUGGCUGAUCAGGAGUACCCAUUAGCAAUUUAAGUUGGCUGGAGAAUGGAAGGUGUUGAGUUUAAGGAGGAAUGGCAAGAUGAAGAUUUUCCAAGGCCCCUGCCAGAGGAUGAUCCAGUUGAGUCAGAUAUAUUGGCUGCAGCCGGAACAGAAUGUGAAGCUGAGGUUAAUGGAACCAAAGUAAGGAAGAAACUAAUGGCUCCAGAUAUUAGCUUAACUUUGGAUCACAGUGGGGAAUCUGUUUUGUCUGAUGACUUGGAUGAGAGUGGAGAGAUUGAUUUGGACAAUUUAGACACUCCUUCAGAAAAUAGCAAUGAGUUUGAAUGGGAAGAUGAUCUUCCAAAACCAAAAACUACUGAUGUAAUUAGGAAAGGAUCACUUACUGAAUACACUGCAGCAGAGGACAAAGAUGAUGGUCGACGCUGGCGAAUGUUUAGGAUUGGAGAACAGGACCACAGGGUGGACAUGAAGGCAAUUGAACCCUAUAAAAAAGUUAUCAGUCAUGGCGGUUAUUAUGGCGAUGGGCUAAAUGCCAUUGUUGUGUUUGCUGUUUGCUUUAUGCCUGAAAGCAGCCAGCCUAACUACAGAUACCUAAUGGACAAUCUAUUUAAGUAUGUAAUUGGCACUUUAGAGCUGUUAGUAGCAGAGAACUAUAUGAUAGUUUACCUGAAUGGUGCAACAACACGGAGAAAAAUGCCAAGUUUAGGCUGGCUUAGGAAAUGUUACCAGCAAAUUGAUAGAAGGUUAAGGAAAAAUCUGAAAUCGUUGAUCAUAGUUCAUCCUUCUUGGUUCAUCAGAACACUUCUGGCCAUCACAAAACCUUUUAUUAGCUCAAAAUUCAGCCAAAAAAUUAGGUAUGUCUUUACCCUGGCAGAACUAGCUGAACUCAUCCCCAUGGAAUACGUUGGCAUCCCAGAAUGCAUAAAACAGUAUGAAGAAGAAAAGUUUAGAAAGAAACAGAAAAGAGUUGACCAAGAGCUGAAUGGAAAACAAGAGCAGAAAAGUGAACAUAUUGAAAAUGUUCUGAGGAGAAGCUGCUGGAGUGUUUUCAGAAAGUCAGGUCCUUAUCUUACUGUGCUCCUUACUCUAGCUUGCUCAGCUGCUAGUUAAUAUUUAUGACAUGGAAUUCCAGGUUAGUAAUUACAAAAAAUAUUCACGGAAAGUUUACUUUCCCCAUGGUUCUGCAGUGUUUCUUAUUCACUCAUCUGAACAAAGGCUUUUUAUGGAGAAGAAGAGGCUGAGUCAUAGGGUGCUCCACCAGUUGAGUGGUGGAUGGAAGGGCUAAGGCAUUGCCUGUUAGCACACAUAUUAACCUUUACUGAUCCUAUGUGAAAGGUGCAGUGUUUAACAAAACGAAGCUGCAGUACUCAUGCAAAAACACGGGCUGUGAAUCACAGAUGAUAUAACUGGCUUAAAGUGACUACUCUUCACAGAUGUGACUAUUUUCCUUUGGCCCUUUACUAUAAAGCUACGUAAGUACAAGACUUCACCUACCUCUUAAGAAUGUUACGAUCCUUUCUUUUUAAGUGAGCAUGUUUUCUGUUUGCAUUCCACUGUGUCAUGGAGUAAUGUGAUAAACACGUCUCUGAAUGUGCCAGCUGUUAAUACUUACAGGAAACUUCUUAAUUAGGAACAAAAAUAAAUACUAUAUGCAAUAAAUACCUUUGGAAAAGGUCUUAAUGUCUUAUUUUCCUGCUUAGGAAUACAUGGACACUACG
This is a messenger RNA of Chroicocephalus ridibundus (black-headed gull), 2085 nucleotides long. It is a transcript of the gene BNIP2, whose product is annotated as BCL2 interacting protein 2. Gene Ontology annotation, biological process: apoptotic process. The coding region runs from base 413 to 1477 and encodes 354 amino acids. The record is from RefSeq and is a predicted model, not a curated record. NCBI's taxonomy places the organism in Eukaryota, Metazoa, Chordata, Aves, Charadriiformes, Laridae. Gene Ontology annotation, cellular component: cytoplasm. The transcript has 14 exons.